UUCUCAGAUUUCAGCAACCAGGAGCCUAACAUAUCUACAGUGACGGUUGAAGACACAAAUCAGCAACCAUGAAUGGCACAGAGGGACCAGACUUUUACGUUCCCAUGUCUAAUUUAACCGGUAUGGUACGCAGCCCUUACGAGUAUCCACAGUACUACCUGGCAACUCCAUGGGCAUUCUACUGCAUAGCUGGUUACAUGUUCUUCCUUAUCGUUACCUGCAUCCCAGUCAACUUUCUCACACUGUACGUGACCAUCAAAACUAAGAAGCUUCGGACACCUCUGAAUUAUAUCCUUCUGAAUCUGGCUGUGGCUGACCUCUUCAUGGUUUUUGGUGGAUUCACCACCACCUUCUACACGUCCUUACAUGGAUACUUUGUCCUAGGCCGUGGGGGCUGCAACCUGGAAGGCCUUUUUGCCACACUUGGUGGUGAGAUUGCACUCUGGUCCCUUGUCGUCUUGGCUGUUGAAAGGUGGGUGGUGGUGUGCAAGCCCUUUAGCAAAUUCCGCUUUGGGCAGCUCCACGCCACCUUUGGAGUUGCGAUUACUUGGAUAAUGGCCUGUUCAUGUGCCAUACCCCCUCUCCUCGGAUGGUCUCGCUAUAUACCUGAGGGUUUGCAGUGUUCAUGUGGUGUGGACUAUUACACGUUGAAGCCUGAGGUUGCGAACGAGUCAUUCGUCAUUUACAUGUUUAUCGUUCACUUCUCAAUCCCUCUCACCAUCAUUUCUUUCUGCUAUGGCCGUUUGCUCUGCACUGUCAAAGUAGCAGCCGCUCAGCAGCAAGAAUCGGAGACUACCCAGAGGGCAGAGAAAGAGGUUACCCGCAUGGUUAUCAUCAUGGUCAUCUCAUUCCUAAUAUGCUGGGUCCCCUAUGCUAGUGUAGCUUGGUACAUCUUCACCCACCAGGGCAGUGAGUUUGGUCCCAUCUUCAUGACUGUUCCGGCAUUCUUUGCCAAGAGCUCUGCACUCUAUAAUCCACUCAUUUACAUCUGUAUGAACAAGCAGUUCCGCCACUCUAUGCUGUUAAUACUGUGUUGUGGCAAGGAUCCCUUCACAGAGGAGGAAGGAACUUCCACUUCUGCAUCCAAGACAGAGACUUCAUCGGUCUCCUCCAGCUCAGCAUCUUCUGCCUGAAGGCCAUGCUUUAAGCAACUUGCGCAACACACAAUUUUUGCUACCUGCAACCUAUUACAACCACAGUGAGGACACAUGGAAAAUUCUGAAAUGGCAGAUAGAGUUGUAUCCUUAUUGUCUUUGUGGACAGGCAUUUCAAAACAUCUGUGAAUAGGUAAUAUGUGCAAUUAUCAUCAAUAUUAUAAUUGUGUAACAAGAACAGCACUUUAUAUCGUUUGGAAAUGAAUUCAACCAAUGUGUUUACAAAUAAAUGCAUCAAAAAAUAUAUACAGUAUAUGGUAUCAUUAAGUCUAACUGAAGUUGAACAAGAGAAAUUAAACCUCUAUAUCAUUAUAUCACUCCACAAAAUGCUAAAUUAAAUUAAAUAAGAGUUGAACAUUGCAUCAAUUCAAUGCCAUUUCAUAACAGGUGCAAAAGAACAAUGUGUGAUACAAUUUAUAUGGGUGUAUGAAUGAAUCCAACAACCAUUUUUAAGGUAACUGCCAAUGUAGGUUUUAUAUUGCAUUUAAUGUAAAAAGUGGUUAUCUACUAUAAUCUAGAUACCACAAUAAUACUACAGUUAUUUGCAAUACUGCAGAACGUGUUUCCUUACUAUUAUCAAGACAAGUACAAUAACACUGAUUUCAAAAGUCAGUUGUAAACAAAUGCAUUUUCCUGUCAUGUAUGUGUACA
Myxocyprinus asiaticus (Chinese sucker) is the source of this 1805-nucleotide messenger RNA. RefSeq names its product rhodopsin-like. The coding region runs from base 69 to 1133 and encodes 354 amino acids. The transcript has a single exon. Gene Ontology annotation, biological process: G protein-coupled receptor signaling pathway; phototransduction; visual perception. Gene Ontology annotation, molecular function: G protein-coupled receptor activity. The record is from RefSeq and is a predicted model, not a curated record. Gene Ontology annotation, cellular component: membrane; photoreceptor outer segment. Lineage: Eukaryota; Metazoa; Chordata; Actinopteri; Cypriniformes; Catostomidae.